AUGUCGACUGUUUCAAUUUCUUUGGCGUUGAUUGCAAGCCACUUAACGAGUAUAACAUUACUCGGUGUACCGGUAGAGAUAUAUUUACGAGGUACACAGUACUGGGCGUCCGCUUUAUCUCUUAUCAUCGUCACUCUUCUUACAGCUGUCAUUUAUUUGCCAGUUUUUCACAAACUUCAACUGUCGUCUAGUUUCGAAUACUUGGAAAUAAGGUUUUCGUCGCAGACGCGGACAAUAGCUGCAGUAUUAUACGUUAUUAGUAAAUUGAUGCUCCUUCCAAUUGUGCCAUAUGUGCCGUUGAUGGCUUUCAGAUUGGUUACAAAUCCUCUCGCAAGCAGAAUCACUGCUGUUACAUGUGUGGCUUGCUCCACACUAAUUGCUGUAGAAGGUCUUCGUGCCAUAGUCAGCAUAGGAAUCGUCACCACUUUCCUGGCGCUAGCUGGUACCGCUCUACCGAGUAGCCUUGCUCUGCUACCCAUGGGUUUUAAGAGGAUGUGGGAGAUAGCAGAUCGUGGUGAAAGACUUGUUUUAUAUGACCCCGAUCCAGAACUCUCACACCACACUUCGUUUUUCGUCGUGACAUUAGCUCUCAGUACAAACUGGUUGUGGAAGAUAGCGCUAAGUCAAUCUUCGCUCCAGAAACUUCUAGCUGUCCCGACAAUAUCUAAAGCACGGAUAUGCUUGGCUAUAUCAUGCGUAGGAGUUAUUUUAAUGAAGCUAUUGUCAUGUUUCCUUGGCUUGACAUUGUAUGCUUGGUUCGCUGGUUGUGAUCCCUUGUUAACGGGGCAAAUAAAAAAGCACGAACAACUCGUUCCGCACUUUCUUAAUAAUUUGGCUACGAUGUUUCCUGGUAUUUGUGGCAUAUUUAUUAUUUCAAUAUUCAGUGCGAGCACAGGAUGCAUAUCUUCAAUAAUAAACUCGGUGUCCGGGGUAGUGUUUGAAGAAUUUAUUAGACCAUGGAUGCCUAAUAAGACAGGAGAAUCGGCGUGUUGUAGAACCAUGAAGCUUCUAUGCAUUUUGGUGGGAUGCUAUUGUGCUGGGGUGGUUUGGUCGGCAAAAGAGCUGGAUAGGCUUCAGCACGUUGCAACAGGUGUAACCGGCGUCACAGCAGGAACAUUAUUGGGUCUUUACACUCUGGGCAUUACUUCCUCUAGAGCUAAUUGUUCAGGCGCACUCAGCGGUUGCCUCUUGAGCUUGCUUCUGUGCGGUUGGCUGCUGAUAGGUGCUGAAAACGCGUUGGCUACGGGGGCAUUGACCUUUCAGCGAAAACAAUUACUUACAUCCGGCUGUGGGAAGGCUAACUUCACACAUAUUUUGAUCAACAUGACCACCAUAACGCAGAGUGUUACGACCCAAAUGCCCACGAAGCCUCUACAAUCUCUCUUCCGGAUCUCCUUUACAUACUGUCCCUUCGCUGGGGCUAUUACAGUACUUCUAAUUGGUAUCCCCAUGAGUUACCUCACAGGAAAGUCCAAGACAGAUUCUAUCAAUCCUGACGUAUUCUGUCCCCUCACGCAAAGCUUCCUUCGUAAGUUACCAGAUAGAAGCCGAUCAGAAUCCUUGGAUCUAAGCACUCCAGAUAAUCAGGAGGUCUAUAUGGCGUUGGAUGAGGCACUGAAACAUUUAAAGGAAGUGAUUAAUAGAUAG
This is a messenger RNA of Leptosia nina, 1647 nucleotides long. The record is from the annotation of a GenBank genome assembly. Lineage: Eukaryota; Metazoa; Arthropoda; Insecta; Lepidoptera; Pieridae.